UUAUGGGUUGAUUUGUAAAAGUGGGAUACCUGCAUCGUUCGUUCAAUUAAUUGAGCAAUUACGAGUUAAUUCACCUGGCAAAGUAGUGGGAACAUUAAUACGAGAUAGUUCGUCUAUAGUUUGCAAGCAUCGACAUGGCUAUGAAAAAUUGGUGUGAAAAGAUUCCGAACCCUGUUUAUGAAAACGGAGUUUGGAGAGGAACGAAAAUUGAUUUGCCAGAGGGAUACUUUAAAAUCGGGGAGAGAGUUCGUAGUCAAUUUGAAAAAUAUCCAGAUUUCGUAGGACAGAUUGACGGUGCAACGGGAAAAAAAGACACGUUUAAAUGUAUGGGCGCAAGAACUACACAGUGCGCGUUAUGGCUUAAAAAACAAGGCGUCAGUCGUGGAGAUGUCGUUGGUCUGUGUUCAAAAAAUCAUUUGGACAGUUGCAUACCGCUUUUAGCUUCUUUCUAUUUAGGAGCUAUUUUUAACCCCUGGUGGGACAGUUGUUUAGAUGAAGAACUAGUGACGUAUUUUAUAAACACAACAAAGCCAAAAGUGUUGUUUGUUGACGAGGACACCGCGGAAAUAAUUAUCAAGGCAAUGACUAAAAUUGAUUAUUCAUUGCCUGUAGUAAUUUUCGGUAAAAAAACUGGUCUGCUAUCUUUCAAAGACAUUUUGCAGACUCAAAAUGACGAUGAAGUUAGCAAAUUUAAAUGUACGGAAGUAGAAGCUGAAGACCCCGCGUUAAUAAUAUGCACUUCAGGAACAACAAGCUGUCCAAAGGGAGCUUUACAUUCUUACCGAUCAUGUGUUCAUAUGAUCGGCCAUUACCCAACUGACACCACAUCACAAACUAUUCUAUGGUUUUCUAGCCUCUGCUGGAUAUCUGGAGUAUUGACAACCAUAAGAUCAAUUAUAUACAAAGCCACGAUGAUUGUUUCUUAUUAUUUAAGCGAAGAAGAGGCUUGCAGAUACAUAGAAAAAUAUAAGAUUACUCGACUAACCUUGGGUUCAAGUGUAGCGAACCGACUUAGUAAAACAGAGCAAGUAUGGAAGUAUGAUGUGUCAUCAAUUACUUUGGUGCUUUGCGGCGGAGGGAUCCUUAAAAGUGAGGUCGUAGAAUUUCUACGUACUCUAUUUAGGAAUGCAGCUAUUUACACCGUUUAUGGUAGCACUGAGUGUGGAAUAGUCGUGGUUGGGAAAGUCGAGUCGAGUAAAUUAACUUCAUGUGGUAAAAUACUUGCUAACAUAGAAAUCAAAGUUGUUGACCCUGAUACUAGUAAAAUUCUUGGACCAAAUGAAAAUGGAGAGUUGCUGUGUCGAAGUCAAACGUUGAUGACUCGUUACUGGAAUAAUCCAGCAGCAACUGAAGAAGCUAUCGACUCAGAAGGAUGGUACCACACUGGAGACCUGGGGUAUUAUGACAACAGUGGUAACAUUUUCAUUGUCGAAAGAAUUAAAGAGUUGAUAAAAUGCCGCCGUUAUCAUAUACCGCCAGCAGCCAUCGAAAGUGUAAUUCAAGAUCUUCCGGGAGUUGCGGAAGUAGCAGUUGUUGCUAAACCAAGUUUUGAAAAUCUAGAAGUUCCAAUGGCUUUUGUUACCAAAGUGCCCGGAAUGCAAAUUACCGAGGCUGAAAUUAAUGAAGCCAUAGAAAAAAAACUUCACGACAGAAUGAAACUUCGAGGUGGGAUUUGUUUUUUGGAAAAAAUGCCCUAUACCAAUUCGAAAAAAAUAUCUAAAAAAGAACUCCGUGCCAUGGCAAGAGCUUUAGCAGAAAAUAAACAAUAAUUUAUCGUAGAAAAAAUUUUUGAAUGUCGUAUUUACCUAGAAAAUUUAUAUAAAUUUUGA
This is a messenger RNA of Microplitis mediator, 1829 nucleotides long. RefSeq lists its product as uncharacterized. Gene Ontology annotation, molecular function: long-chain fatty acid-CoA ligase activity. The record is from RefSeq and is a predicted model, not a curated record. The coding region runs from base 135 to 1769 and encodes 544 amino acids. NCBI's taxonomy places the organism in Eukaryota, Metazoa, Arthropoda, Insecta, Hymenoptera, Braconidae. Gene Ontology annotation, biological process: fatty-acyl-CoA biosynthetic process; long-chain fatty acid metabolic process. The transcript is spliced from 8 exons.